Molecule: messenger RNA, 1449 nt
Organism: Torulaspora globosa
Lineage: Eukaryota; Fungi; Ascomycota; Saccharomycetes; Saccharomycetales; Saccharomycetaceae
Gene: ADE13
Product: adenylosuccinase ADE13
Exons: 1
Coding region: 1-1449 (482 amino acids)
Biological process (GO): 'de novo' AMP biosynthetic process
Cellular component (GO): cytosol
Molecular function (GO): N6-(1,2-dicarboxyethyl)AMP AMP-lyase (fumarate-forming) activity; (S)-2-(5-amino-1-(5-phospho-D-ribosyl)imidazole-4-carboxamido) succinate lyase (fumarate-forming) activity
Source: RefSeq, a predicted model, not a curated record
AUGUCUGAAUUCGACAAGUAUACUACACCACUUUCGUCGCGUUAUGCGUCUAAAGAAAUGUCUGAAAUCUUCUCUUUGAGGAACAGAUUUUCGACCUGGAGAAAGCUUUGGUUGAACUUGGCUAUUGCUGAGAAAGAAUUGGGAUUGAGUGUUAUCACAGACAAGGCCAUUGAAGAAAUGCGGGAACAUUUAGCUAUCACAGAUGAAGAGAUUGCUCAGGCUUCUGCUCAAGAGGCGAUUGUCAGACACGAUGUGAUGGCUCACGUGCACACUUUUGGUCAGACGUGUCCCGAGGCCUCUGGUAUCAUUCAUUUGGGGGCCACUUCCUGUUUUGUCACCGAUAAUGCUGACUUGAUCUUCUUGAGAGACGCUUAUGACUUGAUCAUUCCUAAGUUGGUGAAUGUUAUCAACAGACUGUCAGAUUUUGCGCUGAAAUACAAGGAUUUGCCUGUUUUGGGCUGGACGCACUUCCAGCCAGCUCAGCUGACCACUCUGGGUAAGAGAGCCACGUUAUGGAUUCAAGAGCUAUUGUGGGAUUUGAGAAACUUUGUUAGAGCAAGAAACGACAUCGGUCUUCGUGGUGUGAAGGGUACGACCGGUACUCAAGCGUCUUUCUUGGCUCUUUUCCACGGCGAUCAUGACAAAGUGGAGGCGUUGGACAAGAGAGUUACCGAGCUAUUGGGCUUCGACGUCGUCUAUCCAGUCACUGGUCAGACCUACUCCAGAAAGAUCGACAUUGACGUGCUAUCCCCAUUGUCUUCGUUUGCAGCUACCGCUCACAAGAUGGCUACCGAUAUCAGAUUGUUGGCUAACUUGAAAGAAAUGGAGGAGCCGUUUGAGAAAUCACAGAUUGGUUCGUCAGCCAUGGCAUACAAGAGAAACCCAAUGCGCUGUGAACGUGUCUGCUCUUUGGCCAGACACUUGGGUUCACUGUUCAAUGAUGCCGUGCAAACUGCCUCUGUUCAGUGGUUUGAAAGAACUCUAGACGACUCCGCUAUCAGAAGAAUCUCUUUACCAAGUGCUUUCCUAACCGCUGAUAUUCUUUUGUCCACUUUGUUGAACAUAUCUUCCGGUUUGGUUGUUUAUCCAAAAGUUAUCGAGAGGCGAAUCAAGAGCGAAUUGCCAUUCAUGGCCACUGAAAACAUUAUCAUGGCUAUGGUGGAAAAGGGUGCUUCUAGGCAGGAAGUUCACGAGAACAUCAGGGUGCUGUCUCAUCAAGCUGCUGCCGUGGUCAAAGAGCAAGGUGGCGACAAUGACCUAAUUGAACGCAUCAAGAACGAUGCUUUCUUCGCGCCAAUCCAUUCUGAACUUGAUUCUCUGCUAGAGCCAUCAACGUUCGUUGGCAGGGCUCCUCAACAAACCGAAAAAUUCAUCAAGAACGAUGUCAAGAACGCUCUGCAGCCAUUCGAAAAGUACAUUAAUGAUGCCGACGUUAAACUGAAUGUGUAA